This is a messenger RNA of Drosophila navojoa, 1379 nucleotides long. RefSeq lists its product as uncharacterized. The record is from RefSeq and is a predicted model, not a curated record. NCBI's taxonomy places the organism in Eukaryota, Metazoa, Arthropoda, Insecta, Diptera, Drosophilidae.
AGGUAUUUUGGCAGGCCAGAAGGCAGCUACACACACAAAUCCACAGAGCGACGACAUGUCCUCAUCAUCUGCUAUUGCUGCCGCUGUUCCUGUGAAUAAAAAAUCUAAAUAAUUAUUAAUAAAAACCGAAUCGAAAAACACUUAAAGGCACUGCAAAUAACAUGCAUAAAUAAUAACAAACAAAUUACACCAAAACACACACACACAAGUGCACAAGGAAUUGCAGCAAACCAAAAAAAAAAAAAAAGAAGGAGAAGAACAAUUUUUUGUGUGUGUUUUUGCGAAUAGGCAAAAGGCGUUGCCAAAUCAAAAGCAGCAGCACACAGAUUGUUGAAAUAAAUGAAUAAAUAUAUAAAUCUCUACUAAACGCAAUCAUAACUUAAACGAAACAGGCACAAAGUAACUAAUAUAAAUAUUUAUAACUGAAAAGAGCUAGAGAACUGCAAGCAAAUAAAUUAUUCAUACGCACCGUUAAACAAAACAGCAACACAGCAAACGCACCAAAAGUGAAAUUUUCAAGUGACAUUGUGAAAGGCAGCCACAAUCCAGGCUGCAUUAAUAAAACAUACAACAAUCAUAUAGCAUAUAGGAUACAAAGGAUAAAAGGAGUCGGCACAGGAGGCGCUCUGCCUGUUCUAUUAUUUAACUGCUUACAACAGACGUUUUCAACUGGACGAAAGCUGAUUGAAAGCCGCUUUCAACAGCAGCAUCCGUCGUUCACUAAUACUCAACGCGAGGGAGAGAGAGAGCGAGAGCGCACAAAAUAGUGAGAGGGAGAGACGGAGAGCGUGAUAGCAGCAGCGACGUCAACGUCAAUCCGCUCAAUAUUUAUAUUGCACGAGACCAAUUCGCGAUUCACGCUCCAACUGCUGACGACUCAGACGCAGACGCCACUGGAGGUCCUGGGUAUCAGACUGUGGCUCUGGUUCAUCUGGUGCCUGGUCCAGCCACAGCACCAAAAUAAAUAACAUCUGACAGCUGCUGCCUGUCUCCUGCUACUGCGCCCACACCAGCUCGCAUCCAGUCGAGUGGACUCAACUCUCUAGUGCACAAUUCGCAGAGGCCCAAGCAAUAUUUCCGCCAGACAAAUACGCUACAGCUGUAACUGCAAUCGACUACUACAAUCAGCCACAACAAACUAGCAAUAACGGUAGAAACAAACCAAAAAAGAAAUAAUAAACAACUAAAAAACACGCAAUGGGUGCCAAGGAAAGUGUCGAGGCAGCCGUCAAAAUGAAUGCCGAUGGCUGGGGCCACGUGGAGCGCGGCAGUCGCUACCACGGCCAUCGGCAUAAUCAACGUUCGCAGUCGCUAAAUCGCGGCCAGGCGCUCUCGCAGGCGGACGUGACCGGCAUGUGGUGACAUCGGGGUGCCUCUGG